Molecule: messenger RNA, 273 nt
Organism: Penicillium oxalicum
Lineage: Eukaryota; Fungi; Ascomycota; Eurotiomycetes; Eurotiales; Aspergillaceae
Exons: 1
Coding region: 1-273 (90 amino acids)
Source: RefSeq, a predicted model, not a curated record
AUGAAGGUUCUCAUUUUAUUAUAUCUUUUCCUUCCUCUGACAUUUGCAAUUCAAUACAUCGUCACCGAUUCCAGUCUCGAGAACCUGACCAUCAGCAAAGCCGAACUGAAGGCACUCGCCAACGACCUCGCCCGGGUGAACUCAAACAGCGCUUCACGUGCAGUGGGCAAGCGAGCCCAAAUUCCCACCAUCAAAUGCAAUAUCGCAUACGGUCUCGCUCUUGGUAAGAUCACUGGGAAAGUUGGAGCUAGAAUUGAGUCCCGGCCUGGGUGA